AUGUCACGCCGACGAGAUCGCCGACUUCUGCAGGAUUCAAAAGUCAUCCCUACAAACCAUGUCGCUGCCCAACACCAUCUGCUCGUUAUGGACUUGAAAAUCUCCCGUCCAAGGAAGAGACAUCCAAGGACUGAAACACAGCGCAUCAAAUGGUGGAAUCUGAAAGAUCGAAAAGAGAUAUUUUUUGCCUCCGUGGCUCCAUCUGCACUUCCCCACCCUACUCGUAGUGUGGAGGAAAUGUGGUCGUCUACUUCCAGCGUUAUACGCUUGACCGCGGAAAACAUUCUGGGAAAGACGACUCUAGGUAAGCCCAAGGCACAAAAGGCUACGUGGUUUUGGAACGAGGAGGUUCAGGCGGCAAUUCGUGAGAAGAAGUCCAAGUAUAAGCUCUGGUGGAGGACGCGUCAGCCUGAAGAUCGGGGUGCUUACCUGGCGGCGAAGAGGGAGGUCAAGGCAGUCUCCAAGGCGAAGUCGGACCGCUACAAGGCUGUGUACGACAUGCUUGAUACCAGAGAAGGCGAGCGGGCAGUGUACCGUUUAGUCAGAGCACGUCAUCGUUCAGCGUUGGAUAUGGAGCACACCAAGAUCGUUAAGGGAGCUGAUGGAGCCGUUCUGCGCCGCUCUGGUCAGAUCCCUGAGUGGUGGCGAGAGUACUACAAGUACUUGUGUAACGAAGAGUUCUGCAAUUCUCCGAUCCCAACUAUUCCCAGCGUCGAGGGUCCUGUCGUCCUGUUACUGCCGUCGAUGUCAGUGCUGCCCUCGCAAUAA
Molecule: messenger RNA, 768 nt
Organism: Necator americanus (New World hookworm)
Lineage: Eukaryota; Metazoa; Nematoda; Chromadorea; Rhabditida; Ancylostomatidae
Exons: 1
Coding region: 1-768 (255 amino acids)
Source: RefSeq, a predicted model, not a curated record